Cricetulus griseus (Chinese hamster) is the source of this 486-nucleotide messenger RNA. Lineage: Eukaryota; Metazoa; Chordata; Mammalia; Rodentia; Cricetidae. The record is from RefSeq and is a predicted model, not a curated record.
AUGUCUGUCAUGGUGUGGAAACCACUACUGCUGCUGCUGCUGCUGCUGCUCUGGGCUGUACCCAUGUUCCAGAGUAGGAAGACAAGGACACUUUUAUCCUACAAGGGGAUCGGAGAGCAGUGUACCUACAAUUCGGAGUGUCAGAGUGACUGCUGUGUCACUAACAGCUUGAACCCACAGAAAUUCUGCACCCCCCAGACCGUGUUCUUGCAAUGUGUGCCCUGGAGGAAGCCAAAUGGGCACUUAUGUGAAGAACAUUCAGAAUGCUAUAGCAAAUGCUGCGUCAGGACUGGUGACAGCCCAAAGAAGUUCUGCUCAGCAAAGUCCAUCUUCUUGCAGUGUGUAUCUUGGCGCAAGCAUGAAGGGGUCAAAUGCCGCAGCCACUCGGAGUGCUGGAGCCUAUGCUGCCUCCCACUGAGCGAGAACAGCUCUCCCCACUGCACAAAGAGAACUGGACUCCUGGCCUUGUGCCUGCCAGUGCUUUGA